Molecule: messenger RNA, 5521 nt
Organism: Tachysurus vachellii
Lineage: Eukaryota; Metazoa; Chordata; Actinopteri; Siluriformes; Bagridae
Gene: ltk
Product: leukocyte receptor tyrosine kinase
Exons: 29
Coding region: 57-4589 (1510 amino acids)
Biological process (GO): multicellular organism development; cell surface receptor protein tyrosine kinase signaling pathway; regulation of cell population proliferation
Cellular component (GO): signaling receptor complex; membrane
Molecular function (GO): protein binding; ATP binding; transmembrane receptor protein tyrosine kinase activity
Source: RefSeq, a predicted model, not a curated record
AACAAAACGAAUCUUAAUAUUAGCACUUUAUUUCCAGAACUGUUUAGGAAGCAGACAUGGAAUAUCCAGCAGGACAAACUUCACUGUCAUUAAUGUUGUUCAUUUUAACAGUGAGCCGGAUCACUCUUGCUCUCUUGGAUAGAACUGUAGAGGCAAGUUUUCCAUUGCUGUUAAAUCCUCAUCACUCCAGUCCAGCAGAAGCAAGCCGAGUCCUCACCUCCUGUGAUUUUGAAUCUCCUUGUUCCUGGAUCGUGUCCAAUCACAGUGCUCGUGGAGAUUGGUAUAUCACAUCACCUCAGCAACAUUGGAAUGGACAACGGGGUGUCCAACCAGUCACAGAUCACUCGACUGGACAAUCUAAAGGUCACUUCCUGGUUCUGAGGCCUGUCUCUUCCCUGUGGGCUUCUGGGAGUUGCACAUUCCACAUUGCAAGUCCUAUAGUGCAAAACAGUGGCCCACAGUGUCAGCUUCGUCUGGCUUACUUCCAGUCAGAACCGAAAACAGGAAACUUGUCUGUCUCCAUAAAACUCACGGAUUUUGCAAUCGGCAGCCCACUGACUUCAGUCAACAGUGAAAAAUCUGGCAAUAGGGCAUCUUGGGAGGUAUUGGAGGCGUCAAUAGGGAAAAUGGAUGAGCCUUUCCAGGUAACAGUGCAGUACACUUCUUGUAGUGGUCACGACUUUGGACUAUUGGCCAUUGAUUCACUGGAGCUGAAGGACUGUAAUGUGGAAAGCAGACCUUUGAACGAGUUGGCUCCCGAUUGUGUGGAGAACUCAGCCAUUCGCUGUGAUUUGGGAGGCUGUAUAGAUAAAAGCAAAGUGUGUGAUUUCCACAGUGAUUGCCCUCUAGGCGAGGAUGAAGGAUUCAUUUGUGAUACAUUGCCUUUGGGUUCAUACUGUUCAUUUGAGGCAGGAUCCUGUGGCUGGACAGUCUCUGAUAUACAGUUCAAUUGGAACCUGGUCAGUGGAGAACAGUUAUCAAGAAGUUCUUACCUAUUAGGAACAACGCUUCAAAACACUCAAGGACACUUCCUGUUCCUGAAGGUCAGAGGCAGUGCUAAUAGAAAUGAGGCAUUCAUUUACAGCCCUUUUCUUCCUGUGACUCUGUCUAGGCAAGAUUGCCAGUUGCACUUCUCCCUGUAUCUCUAUGGGGAUUUUAACGGCACUGUGCGUCUGUCGGUGGUAGAGAAUGGUACUUCAGAGACUCCUUUAGUUUGGGAGAGGGCUGGACAUUGGAAGGACAGUUGGCAAGAUGUCACUCUACAGAUUACUGACUUGCUUAAUGGGUUCCGUCUGAAAGUGCAUGCCCUGUGGGCUGCCGAAUCAGAAGCUGACAUUGCGUUGGAUGAUGUUUCUUUAAGUGCAUCGUGUUUUGAACAAGAUCUAAAAGCGUUGCUUCUUGGCCAUCAAAAUGAUUUGGACUCCAUCAGCCAGUUAGACUUCCCGAGUCCUCUUCUUGAGCCUUCUGCCUUAGAGGUGUCCCAGAUGACGUGGGUGUUCACCUCAUGCGGAGCCAGCGGACCUCAGGGCCCUACUCAAGCGCAGUGUGAAAGUGCUUAUCGCAACACCAACGUUAGUGUGCUGGUGGGAAAAGAAGGCAAUCUCAGAGGUGUUCAGAUGUGGAAAGUGCCUGCUACCAACAGAUACAAGAUCUCAGCUUAUGGAGCUGCUGGAGGCAAAGGGGCAAAAAACCAUAACAAACGUUCACAUGGUGUCAUCAUUUCAGCCAUCUUCCUGCUCGAGAAAGGGGAAAUCCUUUACCUCCUGAUUGGUCACCAGGGGGAAGAUGCUUGCCCGGGGAGGAACCCUCUGACUCACAAGAUCUGCCUAGGUGAGACUUCUGUGAUCGAAAACAGGUCCAAAGGUGACGGACCUGCUACGGAAUGGGCCGGGGGUGGAGGCGGCGGCGGGGGCGCCACAUUCAUUUUUCAUAUGGAGAACGGGGAGCCAGUGCCUCUGCUCAUAGCAGCAGGUGGAGGAGGGAAGGCCUAUUUGGAGAAGCCUGAGAGCAGUUUGGAUCAGAGCCCUCUGGAACAGUAUGAGAACGACACAAUGGCUUCUGGGGUCAAUGGCAGAACUGGAGCAGCAGGAGCUGGAGGUGGCUGGAAAGACUCCACUACUCACAUGUGGGCAGGGAAAUCUCUGUUUGAAGGGGCAGAAGGUGGCUCACCUUGUCCUCAGGCCUUGUCUAAACUUAGCUGGGCAACUUUCGGUGGGUUUGGAGGAGGAGGAGGAUCCUGUACUUCUGGAGGUGGAGGUGGAGGAUACAGAGGUGGUGAUGUGUCCCGCACUGAUGACCUCACAGCAGAUGGACAGGAUGGCAUUUCUUUUGUCCACCCCUCAGGAGAGCUAUUUCUACAGCCUCUGGCAGUCAUGGAGAGUCAUGGUGAAGCUGCAAUUGAAGUGCAUCUGAACUGCAGCCACUGCCAGACUCAGAGCUGCAAACGUGAUGAAGAUAGCAGGUUCAUCAUCUGCCUGUGUCAUAAUGAUGAGAUUCUUGCUCCUGACAAUGUCAGCUGUAUAGCAGAUUUAAAGGAUUCCAAGGUCGCCGGACACCCGUCCUUGUCUCUGAUAGUAGCAGUGGUGGCGUCGGCUGUGGUGACCGGUGUUGUAUUGACCUGUGCUUGCCUCACUCUCAUAUACUACCGCAAGAAGAACCACCUUCAUGCGGUCCGGGUAUGUUUACAGAGUCCUGAACACAAGCUGAGCAAGAUUCGCUCCUCUAUCAUCAUGACUGACUACAACCCUAACUAUUGUUUUGCUGGAAAAGCUGCAUCACUGUGUGAGCUCAAGGAGGUUCCACGCAAGAACAUCUCCCUUCUCAGGGCUUUAGGGCAUGGUGCAUUUGGGGAAGUGUAUGAAGGUCAGGUUUUGGGAAUGAACGGAGAAAACACUGCCAUGCAGGUUGCUAUCAAGACUCUUCCAGAAAUCUGUUCUGAGCAAGAUGAGAUGGAUUUCCUCAUGGAAGCACUAAUUAUGAGUAAGUUCAACCAUCAGAACAUAGUGCGUUGUAUUGGAGUCAGUCUUCAGAUCUUGCCCAGAUUUAUUCUUUUGGAGCUCAUGACUGGAGGAGACAUGAAGAGCUUUCUCAGACAGAACCGCCCCAGAGCUAAUCAGCAAUCUUCCCUGACGAUGCUGGAGCUGCUACACAUGGCCAGAGACAUUGCAUUUGGCUGCCGAUAUCUGGAGGAGAACCACUUCAUUCAUAGAGACAUCGCUGCACGUAACUGCCUGUUGACUUGUCCUGGUCCAGAGAGAGUGGCCAAAAUUGGAGAUUUCGGGAUGGCUCGUGACAUAUACAGGGCCAGUUACUACAGGAAGGGUGGCCGUGCCAUGCUGCCUGUGAAAUGGAUGCCACCUGAAGCCUUCUUAGAGGGCAUUUUCACUUGCAAGACUGAUACAUGGUCAUUUGGUGUACUGCUGUGGGAGAUAUUCUCCCUGGGCUACAUGCCAUACCCCUGUAGGACCAAUCAAGAGGUGCUGGAGUUUGUGACAAGUGGAGGACGCAUGGAUCCACCUAAGAGUUGCCCAGGACCAGUUUACCGGAUUAUGACACAGUGUUGGCAACACUGCCCAGAACAUCGACCAAACUUUUCAGCUAUUUUAGAGAGGAUCAACUAUUGUACUCAGGAUCCGGAUGUUAUAAAUACGCCCCUGCCAGUGGAGUAUGGGCCAAAUGUGGAUGAAGAGGGCAGCACUGUGAUUCGUCCUGUAGCAUCUGGCAGCGUGACUCCUCUUCUAGUGAGCCGAACAGUGGAUGCACCUGUGCAGCCUGCAAUCUUUACUCCACUCCCUCAGGUCCAGAAAACAAAGCUGUUGUUACAGCGGCCACCCCAAAUGCCUCAGGAGGUGACCAUACUUGAAACUUUGGAACCUAUUUGGGCUGAGCCACCUUCUGCUUCCGGAGCCAGCUCGAGCUCCUGGUUGCAGGUCCCAGAGCACCAACCAUGUUCCAGAUCUAGGUCCUCCUCAGGAAGCCAAAAACUAAAGAACAACACCAAGAAUCUUUGGAACCCUACUUAUGGUUCGUGGAUUCUGGAGAGCUUUGGAAGGACAGCCCUUUCUCACACCCAAUCCGUGCCUUUGUCCAGUACCCCCACUGCUCCUUCUCAUUUUACCUCAACCUCAGAAUAUACUGACUCUGCAACUGAAGCUGAUGCGUCACCAUGCUCAAAUUCAUCACCAGCUCCCUCUCAGAUGAGUUUGAGUACUCCUGGAUCUUUGAGUCUUGCAUUACGAAAAGGUCCAGCUGGGGCUGUAGGGGGAUCACUUGCUGCUGUCAUGGACUUGGCUAAGCUCCAGAGCUUCCCUUGUGGCAAUGUAAAUUAUGCGUAUGAUGAGCAGAGCUAUGAAGCUGAGAGUCUACCCCUAGUAGUUGCCAGAUCUCCAAAACCCAGCAGUAGUGCUGCAGCUAGCUCCUCUCUAACAGCACUGGGCCCUGCUUUCUCUGUUACCCACAAACCACUGGUCAAGCGCCACGCCAGCUACGGACAUGAAGACAUCAGGAGGCAUACCAAGGCUGAGAAACCCACACGAGACAGAGACUCUGGCUUCUCGUUAUCAGAAGAUCUUAGCGUUACUCCUGUGUAGCACUUACAGAUGCUGGACUAAACCUAGAUACGGUAUAAUAACGGAAAAAUAUCGUAGCUCACUUCAUUCAGGUUGCGUCACCUAGAACUAAAAAAAUUGGGAGGGCAGCGACACACUUGUGGCGCCAAAAUAAUAGAAAACCUGAUGGCCAUUCCAUUAUUAUUUUUUUGUGUGAACUAUACUGUAUGAAUGGGUAAUGAAUGGGUAAGCACUUUGUGCAUAUAUUACAGAAAAGUUAAAACAUUACUGGAGGGCAUUACAUCCACUCUGAUUAGUGACAUCAUUAAUCAACCCGCUACUCACAAACUAUAGAGAAUAUAGAAUAUGUGUUCAGCAAGUCUUACAGGCACUACAAAUCUACGUCUGAGUGCCAUCAUAGAGUGAGUUUUUCAGAACAUCGUGAAUGUUGUAUGUGUAGGUAAUUAUGAGUUUUUCUUUUAAUGAUCUAAGUGAGAUUUUGGCCAUUUUGUCAUUUUAGUUGAAACGUAAAACAGUAAUCUGAACUUGAAAAAUAUAAGGAACAUUAGCUAUGGUUUUUUUUUUAUUUGUAUUAGAUUCUGUAGUAGAUUCUGCUUUGGUUUCCAGUUUCGAUUCACUAGGCUGUCCUUCUGUCUUCUGUCUACUAAGAGGGAUUUGGUAUCAUUCACAUGUUCAACAUCUUUAUGGAAAGAUCCUGAUGUGUACAGCAUGCAGAAGAAUUUAGGGCUACACAGUUUAGGCAAGUAGUCUGAGUGCUAAUACUGGUGUUAAUUCUGGUGUUAAAACUGGUAUUAAUAAUGGUGUUCACACUGGUGUUAAUUUUUGUGUUAAUUCUGGUGUUUGUACUGGUUUUAAAUCUAGUGUUAAUAUUAUUAAUUCUGGUGCUAAUACUGGUGUUCAUACUGGUUUUAAUUGUGGUGUUGAUUCUGGUUUAAGUCUGGUGUCAAUACUGG